This is a messenger RNA of Myxocyprinus asiaticus (Chinese sucker), 5553 nucleotides long. RefSeq names its product choline transporter-like protein 2. Gene Ontology annotation, biological process: transmembrane transport; choline transport. The transcript is spliced from 22 exons. The record is from RefSeq and is a predicted model, not a curated record. Gene Ontology annotation, cellular component: membrane. Bases 293 to 2461 code for a protein of 722 amino acids. Lineage: Eukaryota; Metazoa; Chordata; Actinopteri; Cypriniformes; Catostomidae. Gene Ontology annotation, molecular function: choline transmembrane transporter activity.
AAUCCCAUAGAGAGAAUAUGACAAGACAAGCUAAAAAGACACUCGCACUUCAAAAAUUCAACUGCAAUAAAAAGUAGUUUGAAGAUGAGACAAAAUUAAGCUACAUUUAAAAAUGUGGAAAAUCAAAUGUGGAAAAUCUUUCAACAUACUGCUUGCACAGUAGGAGUUUAGACUUGUGGAUCUGUUUGACACAGGUUAAACCAAAGGUCAGGAAGUGGGCUGAAGGGCUAUUUUUGAGCUUUUACACUGAGGAAGGAUAUCAGAUCAUCAGAUAGGGCCGCUAAACAUCAAGAUGCCUGGGGAGGAAGAUGGAUACAAUAAAAACGGAGAGCCUAAAAAAUUUGAUCCCAACUUUAAAGGGCCCAUCCAAAAAAGAGGAUGUACAGACAUUAUUUGCUGUAUCUUCUUCCUUUUGGCCAUCCUGGGUUACCUCGCAGUGGGAAUUGUUGCCUGGUCUCAUGGUGACCCGAGGAAGGUGAUCUACCCUACAGACAGCAUGGGACAAUUCUGUGGGCAGGGAGUACUGGAGAAGAAGCCAUUCUUGUUCUACUUCAACAUCAUGAAGUGUGCCAGUCCCAUGGUCCUCUUAGAGUUCCAGUGUCCCACCCCUCAGUUGUGUGUGGAGCAAUGCCCUAAUCGCACAAUGACAUUGGUGACUGCCAACGCAAAAUCAGAAGACUGGAAAUACUAUAAAGGUUUUUGCCGUGAAGACCCAGGGCAGAAGAGUGUGACACAGAUUUUGAAAGAAAAGCUGUGCCCUGCAUAUUUGAUUUCCAGCAAACAAUUUUUGCAACGGUGUUUUCCGACUCUGGGCAAAAAAGGGGAAACCAUCACAGUGGGCGAUGAUGAGAACUUUGAUGAUGGAAUGGGCAGUAUAAGACAUGCCAAAGACCUGAUGCCUGGAAUGCAGAACGCAACGAUAGUCAUGGAGAGUCGUCAAGUUGCAAUGAAGAUCUUUGAGGAUUACACAAAGUCUUGGUACUGGAUACUUAUUUGUCUGUUGAUUGCUGUGGUGGUGAGUCUGAUCUUCAUUGUUCUUCUGCGUUAUCUGGCUGGAGUCAUGGUGUGGGUCAUGAUCCUCAUGGUCAUCGCUGUCAUCGCCUAUGGUAUCGUUCACUGUAGUAUACAGUAUGUGAAUCUAAAGGACACUCCUGCCGCUAAUAUCACACUACAGCAGCUGGGCUUCCAGCCGGAUUUCACUGUGUACCUGCACAUUAGACAGACCUGGCUGGCCUUCAUCAUCAUUCUAGCUAUCAUGGAGCUCAUCAUCAUCCUCCUCCUCAUCUUCCUCUGGAACAGAAUCCACAUCGCUGUUGAGCUCAUGAAAGAGGCCAGCAGAGCCGUUGGUUAUGUGAUGUCAUCAGUGUUCUACCCCAUUUUUACCUUCCUCCUCCUUACUGUUGUCAUAGCAUACUGGGCCAUCACUGCAGUCUUCCUCUCUACAUCCAGUGAGCCUGUGUACAAAAUUUUCAAUGAAACAGAUUGUCCUCAUGCCAGAGAAACCUGUAACCCUGAGAACUACACUCUCUCUGAUAUGAAGCGAGACUGCCCGUUGUCUGAGUGCCUGUUUGCUUUCUAUGGUGGGGAAACGGCCUAUCACAAGUACCUUAUCUUCUUCCAAUUCUACAACGUCUUUUUGUUCUUCUGGUGUGCCAACUUUGUGACCGCUCUGGGUCAGAUGACACUGGCUGGAGCCUUCGCGUCUUACUACUGGGCUUUUAAGAAACCCGAUGACAUACCUGCCUUCCCACUGUGUGCCGCUCUGGGCAGAUCCCUCAGGUAUCACACAGGCUCUCUGGCGUUUGGUUCUCUCCUCCUCGCCAUUGUCCAGGUUAUCAGGGUUCUGCUGGAGUAUCUUGACCACAAACUCAAGGCAGCGGAAAAUAAGUUUGCCAAGUUCUUGAUGUGCUGUCUGAAGUGCUGCUUCUGGUGUUUAGAGAAGUUCAUCAAGUUCCUGAACAGAAAUGCCUACAUUAUGGUGGCCAUAUACGGUAAGAACUUCUGCAGGUCAGCGCGAGAUGCCUUCUUUCUUCUAAUGAGAAAUGUAGUCAGGGUGGUAGUUCUGGAUAAGGUCACCGAUUUCAUCUUAUUCCUUGGAAAACUCCUUAUUGUGGGGCUUGUGGGAAUCUUUGCUUUCUUCUUCUUUUCCGGACAUACUGAUGCAUUUAAAGGUGCUACACCCAGUCUCCAUUACUACUGGGUCCCUAUUUUGACGGUGUUGGUGGGCUCCUAUCUCAUUGCCCACGGGUUUUUCAGCGUUUAUGCCAUGUGUGUGGACACACUCUUCCUCUGCUUUUGUGAAGACCUUGAGCGUAACGACGGCUCUGUGGAACGGCCGUUUUACAUGACCGCGGCGCUCAACGACAUUCUGACGAAGGACCUGGAUGACGGCGCAGCUCGAAGCCUUGCUUCACGUGAUGAGACAAUUCAGCUCCAAACAAAACAGGACAAUGAUGUUUAACACCAGUAAUGCUGUCGAAAAUUAUGAAAUGUCUCCGAUGUGGUAUAAUCUUACAUUGGAGAAUGGUCAAGUUUAUAUAGUCAUAAUAAGCAUGGAUAAGUUGUAAUGAGUUUCAGUUGUCAGUGCUGUCAGAUGUAAGAUGCCUUUUUGUGCAACAAGUGUCUCUUAUCGAGUGUGUUUACAUGCACACAGGGGUUAAAUUCAGUUUUCGGAGGUGGGGGAACACUAAACUCGCAUAGUGAUUCUGGUGCCCUUGGCAAGAUAUGGCAUAUGACAUGCAUCUGUGACACACCAUAUGACAUGUCCGCUUUUUAAUAACUGCAUAUGGAUGUCAGAAAUUGGUGUACAGUUGGUUGCAGAUUUUGCUAAUUCAAUGGAACAGAGAGCAGACUGUGAGCAGAAGUGGGACGAGCGUUUUAAAGGGGUCAUGUCAUGAUUUUUUUAAAGCUUUUUUCUUGAGGUUCACUUAUAAUGUUAGUGAAGUUUUUUGCACCAAAAAAAUAUAUAAUAUAGUAUUAAAUUACUUUUUCCCACCCUGUCUCUGGCACCUUGUGUUCUGUGCUGUCCCCUUUAAGACUUUAAUAUACACACCCACUGUGUUAUGAUUGGCAAACACUUUGAGGCGCAAACACCCCCGCUAACACUCGUGGAACUGUUUUUUCCAAGACUAAAAAAAUUUAAAUGUGCAAGUGAUUUACAAAAUCCCCUUAAAGCACUCAGUCAGGGCGAUCAUUAAUAGCUACAUGUCCCAAUUUAUGUGAAGCGCGAAAAAACUACUACAGUUGUUCCGACUGAAGUAACAGUCGAAAACUGAAAAAAGUCAGCAUACUGUUGCUCCGAAUACUUUUUUUAAAAUUAUUACAAAUAAUAAUUAUUUUAUUUUAUAAAAAUUCCUGUGUUUGUUCUGAGCGACCCGCCGAGACCCGCCACAACAACGUUACUCAACCAGUGGUGUGAGUUGGGGGCGGGACUCUGACUGUUUGGACAGUGACAGAUGAGGGGCGUAUUCAGAGAGCUGAAAACGUUUAUUUUUGCAAUUCCGUUCGGUUGCGCUAGUGUCGAAGAAUUUACAUACAUCAGCUUUAAUCUUUUCAUUGGUUAAAAGCAAACUACAGUAGCAGCACUACCACUUUCUAUUUUGUCUUUCUAUUCUGAUGCUAGUGAAACGUUGUAAUGCAGCACUUUUCAUACUGCUGUCUCUUUAAGAUGAAUCGCUCAUGAUGUAUUAUCACUCUUGUGUAAGUCGCUUUGGAUAAAAGCGUCUGCCAAAUGAAUAAAUGUAAAUGUAAAAUGAAGUACUUGAGCUAUUCUUAUCGGUUCACCAUGACAUUUAUAUAUGUUGUGGAAGCGGGGCUAUUGAAAUGACAAUGUAUUAUGACAUCAUAAUGUUGACAAUUUCAAAAUGUGUCGUUUUUGCAGAGUAGAUAAAAAACAAUAAAUGCUCUUUUCAGAUUGGAGAGGAAGUUUUGAGUUCUGAAACUUACAGCAUGUUUUUUUUUUUAGUAUAAUGCCCUCUUAAAUGUCAAAAUAUUAAGGACAAUUUGAUUCCUUAUGACAUGACCCCUUUAGAGAAUGGUGCCAUUCUCGAUGCCAGCUCUAUCAGAGUAUGCAACCAACUAGAGUGAAACAUAAUGAACUUGAAAGAUUUGUUUUUUUUUUAUCAAAUACACAUGCUACAUGGAGACGGUAUGUGCAAAAUGGAUCAAGCAAAAACUGGACCAGAGCAUACAAGAAAUGUCAUGUCUUGACAAACAAGUUGUCGUUUUUCUUUUUUUUUUUUUUAAACGAAGAUGUUGGAACUCUGAUAACUAUUAAAAAUCAGUGUAUUCAAAAAAUUAGACAACAUAAGAAAAUGUGUUUACAGGUUCAUAAGGUUUGAAAUGAUCUGAUCAUUCUCUGCACUUGGCAUCAAAAUGUAAAACGUUAUACAUACAACACUUGCACAAUUUGGAUAAGCCAGUAAGACCGCCAGUAAAGGUGUACAAAAAUGUAGUGUACUCAUCGUUUUUUGCUUAAAGGAAUAUUCCGGGUUCAAUACAAGUUACGCUCAAUCGAGAGCAUAUGUGCCAUAAUUUUGAUUACCACAUAAAUUAAGCCUGAACUUAUUUUUACUCCAACUAACACAUAAAAUGGUGGUCAUUCUCCAUCUGGAUUGCUCAUUUCGGUAGUUUUUACAUUGCUUCUUAUGGAGACCGGAACCAGAAAACAGUUCAGCAGCAAUCAGAAUCUCAUGGUGCGUCCCAGUGGUUGCUCAGGAAAAAUGAUUUAGCAUUAUUAAGCAUAAUCGGCUUAUGAUUGUGCAUGUAAACACAUUCGGUGUCUGUCAAUACGUAGUUUAUCCAACUGUUUAUAUUUUUGUGUCUAUCGUAGACAAAUUCUAAACCUCAAUAAUGUUGCCUUUAAAUCUAAAGCUGCUGAUGAUAGCAUUGCAAUCGCUGCACUUUCUUCAAACUGUAAGCUAUAUUUUCCCUAAUGCACUUUAAGAUUGGUUGAAUCUUGGUUUAAAAAAACACCUUAUUGCCUUGUGAUUUGUCUAAUAAUCUUCUUUAUAACUUUGUUUGUCUGCUGUCUUUUGAAUGGUUCUUUACUCCACUCCUUUGGAUGCUGUGCUAUUUAAUCUGUCCAGUAAACAAUCGUUUUUAUCUUUAAUAAAUACUGUAAGAGCUUUUUUGCAGGUCUGUCUGCAUUGUGUCUAAAAUGUGUUAGUUGAAUCCCUGAAUGUUUCUUGUUGCUUUUCUUCAUUCUGUUCCACCCAAAAAUGAAAAUUCUGUCAUAAUUCUCUCAUCUUGGUUCAUAUUCAAUCCCAUAUGACUUUUCUUUCUUCUGUGGAACACAAAAGAUGAUACUACUGUAUGUGGAAUGUUAGCCUUAGUCACCAUUCAGUUUCAUUGCAUCCUUUUUUUUUUUUUUUUUUUUUUCAAUGAAUGUGAAUGGUGACUGAGGCUAUAACAUCUCUCUUUUUCCACAAAAGAAAGUCAGAUAGGUUUGGAGCAACAUGCGUGAACUACAGUUUUGGUACUGUAGCUUCAACUAAUGUAGGCCAAAAUAAUUGGACGGAUGUUCCUCAACACUUUUCUCACAUUCUCUAUUCA